Mesorhabditis spiculigera is the source of this 1302-nucleotide messenger RNA. The record is from the annotation of a GenBank genome assembly. Lineage: Eukaryota; Metazoa; Nematoda; Chromadorea; Rhabditida; Rhabditidae.
AUGGGGAGUAAUCCACCAAAGGUGAAGAGUCACCCCAUCCUGGAGUUGGAGACUGUCCAUCCGACCAUGGCGGUGAAGCGGGACCAUCCGGAGAUGGUGGUGAUGCGGUGCCGUCCAGAGAUGGCGGUGAAGCGGGACCAUCCGGAGAUGGUGGUGAAGCGGAGAGUUCCGGAGAUGAUGCCCACCCCAACCGCGCAGCCGAUGCAACCACCUCCUCCCGGCCAAUUCGCCCCCAAUUUUGCUGCCGCCGGACAGCCUCAAUUCUCCUCCCCUCAACCCCCAUUGCCGGGACAGCCGAACCUGGCGGCAAACCCGUUUUUGCCGCAGCAGCCGCAGCAGCCAGCCCAACUACCAAGCCAGCAGUCACAGCUUCAGCAAAUGAUGGCCACCGCUCAACCGUCUGCACCCUCCUCGGGGAAUACGGCGGGGAACUCGACUCUGGAGGCGUUUGGAUGUGCUUUUGAUUUUGUGACGAACACUUGCAAGGAUGUGUUCGCAUUAAACUGGUGCGGGCAGUGCCACGAUUUCGGGAACCUGUUUGUGCACGACUGCAAAUGUGUGCGGCCACUGGAUAAUUUGAAAAUGCAAAAGCCGUUUCGAAAUACUACGACUACUUGUCUAUUAAUGCUUCUAUCUAUCGCCGAUAUUCCACGAAUACGCGGCCAGCUGCUGAGCGGAUGUCUCGAUGGCGAGACGCAACACUACGAUGGGGAAAGAUGGAUUCAUAACGGCAAUUUUCUUGUGGUUUGCAGCGAGGGGAAAAUUAAGGUACUGAAAUGCAUGACGGACGCGGGUACGGUACUUGAAGUUGGGACGGAAGGGCUUGUGGAAGACGGCGUCACAUAUUCAUGCGUCGACGAACCGGACGAGCCGAUGCACGACGAGGGCAGCGGCCUGGAUCCGGAGCUUGGUGUACAUUGCCAGGAUGAGAAUGACAUGGUCGUCGACCACUUUUGGAUUUGUUGCGUGGGAAAGAAGCUCAAAGGCUGCGCCGACGAUCGUGGAAACACACAAAAAACCGGACAUUUCGUCGUGGGACAGGGGCUGUUAAAGUACUGUAACGUACACCCGUCAGGGCUACGCGGACGUAUCGAGCCGAAAGGUUGCUUUAACGGCACGGAAUACGACGAUCCGGACGACGAGCAGUUUCACGUCAAGAAAUACGCCAUCUGGAGGCAGGGCGAUGUCGAUUUGAGAUGCGGCGACCAGGGGAUCGUCGUCUACAGGUGCUACGUCGACGGCAAGCAGUUGUACUUUGGAGCCGCGUGGAUGGAUAGCCAUGGAGCGUUUCAUAUUUGUAAA